AUGAAUUCAACAGUACAGUUAUGGAGAGAUUACUUUCAUUUUCCGAGCGGUGUUGAUAAGACCAAAGAAUAUAGCGAGCUACGGAAUUACAUCACGGACAAGUAUGGGGUUGUUACCACUUUGUCACUAUUGUUAUUUAUCGUUUCCAUUCCCGCAUAUCAAUAUUUUAUUGUACAUAAUUAUCGACUAAAGUUUCAUUAUCUUCGAUCUUUUUAUUCAAAAUUGAAUCAUUAUAUCUUGCACAAGCAUCAUUUAGAUCACACUCCUUUGACAUGGAAAGAUAGACUUUUUACCAAUACAUCUGUUAUAAUAAAAGCUUUAGCCUUCAAGAUCUUUUUGCAUUUUUCAACAAUUGUUCAAAUUGUGUUUUGGACUUGCUUUUUAGGCACCUUGUCACUAGUUGACAUAUAUAAUGGAGAUUUGAUUUUUUUAGCAAAGCGACUAGGUCGAGUUGCAGCCAACUGUUUACCGACUAUCUUAUUCUUGACAAUUAGACCAUCACCGUUGCCAAACCUAUUGUAUCUUUCAUUGUUACCAAUUCACAAAUGGCUUAGCAGAUUUGUCAUUGUUCAAAGCAUUAUUCAUACUUUGAUUUACCUUGCAUAUUUCAACCGCAAUAAUACCUGGAAAAAAGCAUGGAAACCGGUAAAUAUCUACGGGUGGGUAGCAUUGGUUGGGUUUCUAACAAUCAUUGUUACAUCGCUAUCACCAUUUCGUCGUCGUUGGUAUAAGGUGUUUUACUUUAUGCAUUAUACUUGGACAUGGAUCAUUGUUGGAUGCAUGCAGAUACACGUUAGACCAAAGCCAUUUACUUUGUAUACUAUUACAAACUGCUGCAUACUUUUGGGCCAAAUAUAUUAUAGAACACGUCUCACUCGAGGGUCGUUAAGCGGUGAGGUGAAAGUCAUUGAUGUGUCACCCAACUUGUCACUAGUUGAAUUCCCCAAUCGGUUAAUUGCUGAACGUGCAACUGCACCGGGUGCACAUAUAAGAUUAACAGAUUACAGUUCCAAUGUUAUAAGGAGGGUGUGGAAGCAAGUUAUCCCAAAUUAUCAUCCAUACUCCUUGGUUUCACUACCAAACGAUAGUUACCAGCGGUUGAUUAUAAGGAAAAGUAAUUUCAGGCUAUACGACAAAUAUAGAUAUUUAAUUACAGGAAGCUAUGAUCCGCAUUUGCUUUUCAUCAAAUAUAAAGCAGGGAGAAACACCACUACGAACAACCAAAAGCCGUGGUCACUAUCAAAAUUACACCUAGAUGCAAAAAGAAUCUUGAUUGUUAUAGGCGGCUCUGCUAUAUCAUUUGCGCUACCAAUUCUCAGAGUCAUGAAUUAUCAUGGAAUUCCUACAAAGGUUGUUUGGGUUAUUAAAGAUUUCAGAGAUGUACUUGUUCUCAAGUAUUUCGAUGGUUUUAUUCAUGGCGACGAUUUUGAAAUCUUUGUUACCGGGAGCGAUGCUGUCAGUAACAAGUCGUCGACUUUGUUGAAGGGUAAUGAUCCUAAUACUAAUUACACAUGUAUGUCCAAAUUGAGUAAGAAAUCGAUUGGCUCGCUUUCAGCGCAUUAUGACCUCGAGAAUGAAGAAGAGACGCCAUUGUUGGCCAGUAGUAACGCCCAGAUGACAAGUUUAAAUCAAGAAAAUCAAGUUGAAAAUAUUGAUAUCGAGAUUAAUUCAGAAGACGAAGACGAAGAGUCAGAAUGCGCUCAUGAAUGUGCACCACUCAAUAUUCUUGAUGAUGAUGCUCCAACCGGCGAGCUAGAUGCUUUAGAUUUCAGCAGCAGCAACGACAAUGACGACAAUGACGACAACGAAGAUCAACACAUGUACGAUGAAUACGAAAUAACAAACGACACAAUCAAUCUCUCGGAUACACACGAGGGAAACAUAUCACGUAAACCAUCAACCAAUGAACCCUUUUUCCCCAUGUAUACGCAAGCAUCAUCAGAAAGAGACAAAUCAUGGAUCCAACAAUUUCAAAGACUCACACGAAAUUUGAACAUUGCUAAAAGAAUAUACAAGGGACGACCAAAGAUGAAUAACCGAUACUACAAUUGGUGUAUUAACGAAGGGUUCACGCAAUGUUCAGGCCCAGUAGUGGAUGAACAUCAGAAUCUAGUGUGUUGUCAAGAUUUGCCUCGACAUAGAGUUGUUGAAGAGGAUAUAAAUGCGGAGAAGAUCUGGGUUAUUGCCGCUGGACCAAAACCAUUGGUUGAAAAUGUUAAAUUGUGGUCGAGUGAAAAUGGAUUGAAGUUUCAUGAAGAAGCGUUUUACUCGUAA
Molecule: messenger RNA, 2274 nt
Organism: Lodderomyces oxycetoniae
Lineage: Eukaryota; Fungi; Ascomycota; Pichiomycetes; Serinales; Debaryomycetaceae
Product: putative ferric-chelate reductase
Exons: 1
Coding region: 1-2274 (757 amino acids)
Biological process (GO): superoxide anion generation; defense response
Cellular component (GO): NADPH oxidase complex; plasma membrane
Molecular function (GO): superoxide-generating NAD(P)H oxidase activity
Source: RefSeq, a predicted model, not a curated record